Molecule: messenger RNA, 4965 nt
Organism: Anopheles marshallii
Lineage: Eukaryota; Metazoa; Arthropoda; Insecta; Diptera; Culicidae
Gene: plum
Exons: 9
Coding region: 1-4965 (1654 amino acids)
Biological process (GO): homophilic cell-cell adhesion; axon guidance; dendrite self-avoidance
Cellular component (GO): plasma membrane; axon
Molecular function (GO): cell-cell adhesion mediator activity
Source: RefSeq, a predicted model, not a curated record
AUGGCGCUGCUCUCAUUUCGACUUAGCAUUGUGUUUACAAUAGGAUUACUGUUGCUGAAUGGAUUCGUUACCGAUUCGGCAGUGCUCGCAUUUGUCAACGAAGAAGGUCCGGAGCGGCUGCGGCUAACAGCCGCUCCACCGUCACAUGUCAUCGUGACGGGGAGUCGCAAUGCUCCGGUGUAUCUGCCCUGCCAGGCAGAACUUGGACCCGAAACGUCCGAUGACAUACCGAACAGUAGUUACGGCGACGAAUAUCUGGACGGACACAACGAGGAUGAUGAUGAGGAGGAGGAAGAUGACGAGGGUUAUGAUGAAGAUAUUGAUGAGAUGGAGGACGAUUUUCUUCCCCACACCUCUUCACUGCUAACGGGCAACGAUCUGUCCAACGAUCAGCAGCAACGUGUGGAGCAGCAACAACUGGCUCAGCAUUAUUCGCGCCAGUACAAAGACUACGAAACAGAAGACGAUGAUGAUGAGCGUCGGCGCAGGCGGCGGCGUCGUAGAUAUGUCCAUACACAAAGACGUGGUCUCUCCGGAGGGGAAUACUUCGAGUACGUGUGGUACCGUAACGAGGCGAAAUUCCUCACCACCUCCUUCCAGAAUCAGAACCAGCAUCAAACGCAUAAAGGAUUCCGGCUGUUCGAAAACGGGACGCUACGAAUUCCGUACAACCGACAAAAUGGAAACAUGGCAGCGGGCGUGUAUCGUUGUAUGGCAACGCUCGUAAACCAACAGCAACGCUACCAGGGCUCGGUCCUAUCCACCGCUUGUACCGUUUCGAUAGCAUAUCUCGAACGGGACAAUCGGAUCAAUUUCUCCAAUAAUACGAUCGUGGUACGUGCGAAUGAACCAACCGUCCUUCCGUGUCCCUUUCAAAGUUAUCCAAUGGCAAACAUUACGUGGUCGGUGAAUAAAACCGUUCUACAACUGCAAACCAAUUCGGGCAGCUCUAAGGAGAGCAGAUUUUUCCUAUUGCAAAAUGGAAGUCUCCUUAUCAGUGACGUUCAACCCACGGACAGUGGGCGAUAUCGUUGUAACGCAACAAACAAUUAUGUCACCAAAAACAUUCGCAGUACCAGCGUCAAUCUUGCCGUGAUUAGUACACCCCAAAGUAGCCUUACGGUGGAGGCAAAGAAACGUCUGUUGCCACCACUUCAACCAUUGCACCUGUCCGUUCGCGCGGGAGAAACGCUCCGGCUCCAUUGCGCUUGUUAUUCGUGUAAGCCCCAGUGGACGUUCACGCCACGUCACAGCGAGAUGCCUAUUCGACUCGAUAAUUACACCCACCAGGUCGUGUUCGUGAACGUUUCCGUUGCACGCCACGAAGGAAAAUUUACCUGCCGUACACCAGAUGGUACCGAUCGUCAAACAUUCAACGUGAUCGUGCUAGUUCCUCCGACAAUUGUCAGCAAAAUUGCGUCCUACACCUCAUCGGUAGUUGCAUCAAUGGCGUUUAACUGCACUGUCACGGGUAACCCAAUGCCGACCGUUGUCUGGUAUAAGAACGGGCGCAAGCUGACCAGUAAUUACAUCGUACAUUACAACUAUCCGAUGCUGCAAAUCAACACACUAGACCCAGAGGACGAAGGCCUGUACCAGUGUAUGGCGCAGAAUGUGGCCGGUGAAAUUUCCGCCUCGUCGUAUCUGACGAUACGCGACAAACAGAAAUAUCGGCACAAGGCAAAGCGACUAGAAGGAAUCCAGUGCUACCCGGCAGAUACGACCAGCUUGUACUUAACGUUUACCGUACCACCGCAUGCCAGUGCUAACAUUGAGUACGUGAUGUACUAUCUGGCAACAGACGAUCCAUUCCGGUGGUACAGUUCUCCGCCAACACACUUGGCAGCCAAUGGCAGUCUGCGGAUUAGCGGAAAGAUGGUUGAACCGUUUCGCAACUAUACCGUGUUUUUGCGUGCCUGCUCGGUGAGCGAUAUCUCCGGCGCGGAAAACAUUCGUGGCAGUGGUACGCAAGGUAUGCAAAAAGUCAUCCCGUCCAGAUUGUCUAGUGGUGUCCAGUGCGCAUCACAAGGAUAUCCUAUUCUAUCGACCUUUUUCCCUAAUAAUGGAAUUUUUAUCUGGUGGCCAAAGUAUGAUCUUGUACAACCGACUGCCUUCACGAUACAGCUACGACAUGGUGGAAAAAGUAAUUUGACCACCUUUACCAAUCAAAUCAUCGGUACAGUCGAUCCGCUGGACGAUUACAUGUCGCAUGAAGAGGUGGGCCCUCUGCUUGGGAAGAUCGAUGCAGAAACGAAGGAGCUUCAGGAUUGGCUAUGGAACGAGUACGACGUGGCAGAUGGAAGUGGUGGUGACGGCAAAAGUACGGAAAGUCGACAACGUCAGCGACGUCGUCGUCGUCGUCAAAGUCAUAGAGACAAUCGACGUAACCGACAUGCAUUCGAUCUGUCCAAGGAUCGGAAGCAAAUGCUCGAUUCUCUCGCUACUAGCGGAUCAAUGGAUGUGGACGUAGUAAUUCCAAUGAAUGCGGCACACAUUCGAUCCAAUGCGUCCAGCUUGGAGGCGGUAGUGGCAGCGGCAAAACUUUCUGCCGCCGGACUAGGUAGCCAUGUGGAUGAUGGCCAAAUACGGAAAUCUCAUCAACAAAUCACGGUAACGCAGGUGAAGGUUGCGGGUAAUGUGACCGGUAUUCUUCUACCCAACAUACGCAGUGUGAUGGUACGUGUGUUGGGCUCGGUAACUUCAGACGGUGAACCGAUGGUACAGGAUUUGCGAUAUGUUGAAUGGAAAGCGAUUGAUACCGAUGCACCAAGAACCGAUGCGGUGAAUAGAUUUCAGGCGAGUCACAUUGAUGCCAGAAGUGUACAAUUUACGUGGAGUCGUUUCGUUGCAACAAAGACGAUAAACCGGUGCUUACAACUGUGCUAUAAAAACGUAAACUAUGAUGUUACAAUGCGUGGAGGAUCAAGUCGAUUCGAUUGUCAAAAGAUUCCGAAGGAUGCGUCUUACUAUAACGUGAAGGAUUUGGUUCCUGUUACUAUGUAUAAAGCUUUUUUAAAACCUUGCGAAUCGAAUGAGGCGCUCAGCGACAUUUUGGAUUUCCAAACAAAGCACGAUGUUCCCGGGCCUGUAACUAAUCACGAGCUUCAUCGUAAGGGUGGAACAAUUAGCAUAACUUGGGGCCCACCCGAAAAUCGCAAUGGCAUACUGCAGGGCUAUCUGGUGGAAUGGAUAAACGAGGAUAGCGUGCAACACUCGGCAAAUCUUUCUGCCGAUGCUGUAAGCUUCACAUUUCCGAAUGUAACAUCCGAUGAGCGCAUCAAUAUAUCGCUCCGCGCGCUAAGCAGCUCCGGGCUUGGCAUACCGAUAUACCUGAAUCUGAAAAAUUACGAGCCUAUUAUCGAUGGUGUAGAUGGGAAAGGUUCCGGAAGCCCCAACGGUUAUAGCGAUCGUUGGUUACUGCAGCUCUACUUGAUAGUGCUUAUGUUGCUACUGUUCGUGGUGAUGGGAGUGUUUUGCUAUUUAGUAUUUCGUCGGAAAGCAUGCAAAAAAGCAGCCAACAACUCUGGUGCACCACUUAAUAACCGUGCUCCGUUGGCUGCCGGCAACGAUGCCCGGCACCAUCUUGCAAUUGACGCAUCGGCAAUGCAGAUGAUGGGUAUGGUAACUGGAUGCAAUAACGAUAUGCACGAAAUGCAAACUCUAAUUCGCUCAAGCAACAACUAUCCCAAUGCGAAUGGUGGGCUAAUGGCUAAUGGGCUGCCAAUUAGCAGUUGCGUUCAAUCCAUACCGGAAACGAAUCCGGCCCCAGGAGCCGCAUUGGUACCCAGAAAUAGAUUACAAACUAUAAAAUGCUUUGACGCUGUGACAACUGUGCCGCGAAACGAAACAGUUCCAACACUGGUCAAUAAUGCGCGUGGAUGUACAGCUAUAACGUCCUACAAAGAAUUAUUGGGUAAAGAGCGAAUGGAAGGCGCAGAAAAGUUUGCUGCUAUUGCUCCCAACAUAAACCAACGAGGUCGUUACGAAGUUGGUGAUAACGUUGCUUCCAGUACCAAUGAUACCGGUGUUGCCCUAAACAGAGAUAUGCGUCGAUCAUCCGGUGGUAAUCAAGAGAGUACAAUAGCAAAUGGUUCUAAAACAUCAUCGAACUUCAGCGACAGGAUCUCGCCGGUAACUCUCACACGCAGCACCAGUGAAGACAAGCGGUCACCAUCCAUGUCAUUCUCGUCGAAAGUUUCCUGCGCUGUCCUGCCAUCGUCAUCGUCCUCGUGUUCAUCCACACCAUCGUCAUUAUCGCCCGCUUCCUCACAAUGCGCUCUAAAGAUGCGAACCCCAUUAGAAUUCGACAGUAGCCAACGUAGAUUAUUAGAGACUACUUUAGAUAGUAACACAAGCACCAUUAAUAUAGAAGAAACGGCGCAACAGCAGUUAGAUAUACCAGCAGCAGCACAACUACCACCACCACACCCAGUAGAAAUUUAUAAUUACGAUUAUGCAACGAACUGUGAUGAUGAAAAGGAAGAUGAAAGAGACCACAGCCGACAGCUGCUGCUUGGGCAGGAGUGCCGAAAGGUGCCUGAAAAUACAACGAGUCCGUUGGUCGUAUCGAUGCCAACAACAGACCAGACCGCUAGGGGGUUUCCUACGGUAAAUGAGCAGCAGAAGCAUCAAAAGUGCGAUGUUCGGCGCCAGCAGUUGAAACCUCAUAAGGAAGCAAAUCUUAACUAUCACCACAUAGACAGGAAUACGGUAGACGGGCCGCGUCCCGAACAGGGCGGUGCGUACGUGACGAGCAACGGUGUGGAAUUGUCGUUGACGAAGAAUCCACAAUCCUGCAACCUUAAGAGUGAUAAGGAAGACGACGGUGAUGAUGACGAUGAUGAUGAGCUGGAUAAUUCAUCAUCUUUACUGAACACAAGUAGCCUCAGUACAAAACCCCUGCAUCAACCGAACCACACAUCUAGCUGGAACUUUCGGCGACCGAUCAUCGGUCCGAACGGCUAG